This is a messenger RNA of Musa acuminata AAA Group (dessert banana), 369 nucleotides long. RefSeq names its product ASI1-immunoprecipitated protein 2-like. Bases 1 to 369 code for a protein of 122 amino acids. Lineage: Eukaryota; Viridiplantae; Streptophyta; Magnoliopsida; Zingiberales; Musaceae. The transcript has 2 exons. The record is from RefSeq and is a predicted model, not a curated record.
AUGGCUAACACUAACACAGUCUGCUCUAUGUGUGGUGACAUCGGCUUCGCCGACAAGCUCUUCCAAUGCAUCCGUUGCCACUCUCGCCUCCAGCACUCCUACUGUACCAACUACUACGACGAGGCCACAUCCGAGACCGUUGGGGUCUGUGAUUGGUGCUUGAGUGAAGAGCGAAGUGGAGCUAAACGAGGGAUCCACUCGAAGAGGCAGGCGAGGAAGGAUUCUGCCGAAACCGGUAGUGGUUACAAGGCUGAGCACAACAGCGACCGGGAGGAAAGUCAGAGCCGUGGCAAGAGCGACAGCGCCGGUGGUGCUUCUUCCAAGCCAACGGGCCGCAGGUACAAGCUACUCAAGGAUGUCUUGUGUUGA